Drosophila pseudoobscura is the source of this 1318-nucleotide messenger RNA. RefSeq names its product protein lin-28 homolog (gene lin-28). Gene Ontology annotation, biological process: pre-miRNA processing. Gene Ontology annotation, molecular function: zinc ion binding; mRNA binding. The transcript is spliced from 5 exons. Bases 361 to 939 code for a protein of 192 amino acids. Gene Ontology annotation, cellular component: cytoplasm; nucleus. The record is from RefSeq and is a predicted model, not a curated record. Lineage: Eukaryota; Metazoa; Arthropoda; Insecta; Diptera; Drosophilidae.
GACGCGACCUUCCUAGAAAUAGUCGAAAGGCAACGCGGAGUCAGUGUGACGAAGUGCGUCGUGCGCAGCGGCAGCGUUUUUUUCCCCCCCUUGGAAAAUAAUUACACAGACGAAACGUUGAAGAAAACCCGUGUAACUGUGUAAGUGAGUGUGCGUGCUCGGUAAAAGAUACAGAUACAGAUACAUUUGAAGCAACAACUACAACGACAGAUACCUCGUACAACUGUAUCUACACAUGCAGGGGAAAAAACAUGCAUUAAAAGUGAAAAUUUCAAGAGUCUAAUUAAGAAGAGUAAAACGAAACACAAAAGAAAACAACAAACCAAGAAAACCCCAAGGAAUAACUGAAGGAAAACUGAAAUGGAAAACAUUCAAGUGGCAGACGAGCAGAAACCCGAUGCAGGAGGAGACCCGAACAGCAGCAGCAGCAGCAGCAACAGCUCCACAACAUCAUCCCAGCCAGCGAAUCCUGGCGAGGAAUGCGGCUGUGUGCGCCUGGGCAAAUGCAAAUGGUUCAAUGUGGCCAAGGGCUGGGGCUUCCUAACCCCCAACGAUGGCGGCCAAGAGGUCUUCGUGCAUCAGAGUGUCAUCAAGAUGUCUGGAUUUCGUUCGCUUGGCGAGCAGGAGGAGGUGGAGUUCGAGUGCCAUCGCACGGCCCGCGGCCUGGAGGCCACCAGGGUAUCGGGUCGCGCGGGGGACGAGUGCCACGGCAGCACCUACCGACCACGCAUCAAUCGUCGGACUCGCCGCAUGCGCUGCUAUAAUUGCGGCGAAUUCGCCAAUCAUAUCGCCUCCGAGUGCGCUCUGGGGCCGCAGCCGAAGCGCUGCCAUCGGUGCCGCGGCGAGGACCAUCUGCACGCCGAUUGCCCCCAUCGGAAUGUGACACAAACCAGCAGCAGCAAAAGCCUGGAGGACACGGAGCAAGCCCCCGAAGGGUGAGAGAGAGCUAGGUAGGGCCUAGUGGGGUGUCACAGGAAGUUACAAACUUCUUUGAAGAGUACAAAAAAUGCAAAAUUGAGCGAGAAACGGAAAGUAAAGGAAAGGAAAGGAGACAGAACGGAGAAACGCAUCAAAUCAAAGAAACCCAACGUACAACACACACAACACAAGGAAAUCUAUCUACACGUUUAAGUGCAGUAAUUUUUUUUUUCAUAUGCGAAUUUAGAUAUUAUACAAGAGACGGGGAACGAAGGAAUCCUUCCCCCCAAUCCUAAGCCUAAACCUAAUCCUAAACGUAACUGUAUCUACCUCUAAUUAUCCUGUAAGUUUUUAGUUCUAUGAGGUUUUCCAUUAAACGAAUUCUAGAUCUAUAAAGAUA